Molecule: messenger RNA, 678 nt
Organism: Melanotaenia boesemani (Boeseman's rainbowfish)
Lineage: Eukaryota; Metazoa; Chordata; Actinopteri; Atheriniformes; Melanotaeniidae
Gene: nxt2
Product: nuclear transport factor 2-like export factor 2
Exons: 4
Coding region: 128-559 (143 amino acids)
Biological process (GO): protein import into nucleus
Cellular component (GO): nuclear pore central transport channel
Source: RefSeq, a predicted model, not a curated record
CAGGAAGAAAUAUGGCGACGGUGUAAAUGAACAAGAAAAGGGAAAAAUAGUUUCAGUUGAUAUUUGUCCAUCUUCAUCGAAAAUUUUUCUGGUACUCUGUACUCUUUCGUUUAAUAUUUCUUGAGCUAUGGCAACAACACUGGAUUUCAGGACUCAUGCCGACCAGUCUUGCAGAUAUUCAGAAGAAUUUGUCAACAUUUACUACGACUGUAUGGAUAAGAAAAGGAGGAAUUUGACCCGACUCUACCUUGACAAGGCGACCUUGGUAUGGAACGGGAAUGCGGUGUCAGGGCAAGAUGCACUGGCCGAGUUUUUUGAGUCACUGCCAUCAAGCGAGUUCCAGGUUCAAACACUGGAUUGUCAGCCAGUUCACGAACAAGCAACUCAAGGCCAGACUACUUUGCUUGUGGUGACUGGUGGGAUUGUCAAGUUUGAAGGAAACAAACAGCGCUUCUUCAACCAGAACUUUCUUCUAACAGCUCAGGCUUCACCCAACAAUGACCAGCCUGUCUGGAAGAUCGCAAGUGACUGUUUCCGUUUUCAGGACUGGAACAGCUGAGAAUCCUUUAGUAAAUGUUUUUUUCUUGAAUAAAUUCCCAUUCUUAACUACAGUUAUCUUGGAAAUUAAUGUUGCCUUUGUAUUUUUAUUUUUUUUAGAAAAUAAAAAAAUUAAAAAUC